Molecule: messenger RNA, 548 nt
Organism: Setaria italica (foxtail millet)
Lineage: Eukaryota; Viridiplantae; Streptophyta; Magnoliopsida; Poales; Poaceae
Exons: 1
Coding region: 33-386 (117 amino acids)
Source: RefSeq, a predicted model, not a curated record
AAACACACGCGGGGAACACCUCGCGCGUUCGCAUGGACCGCUGGCAAUGCUCGGCGCUGACCAAGGUCGGCUUCGGCGUCCUGGCGUGCAACUCGGCGCUCGCCAUCUGCAACUCCUGGGGCAACGCGGGCUCCGUCGCCUUCGUGCUCGCCGCCGACGCCGCGCUCGUGCUGCUCUUCAUCUGCCUCGCUAGGUUCGAGCGGGCCGCCGGCGCCGGGGGCAGGAACAGUCUCAAGGCCGCGGUGUGGACGCUGACGACGCUGCUCACCGCGAUGUUCGCGUCCAGGGUGGCGCCGCUCAUGCCGCCGGCCGUCGGCGCCGUCGUAUGGGCGAUGGCGGCGGCGACUGCGGCCGGUGGAUUCUGGGCCUUCUUCCUCAAUCCCUGAUAUGCUAGAUCUGCUGCACUUGAUUUCCGAAUGAAACAUGUACUCAGGUAGUGUGCGUUUUAUUUCUAAUGUUGUCUAUGUACUACUGGGCAUGGUCCCUUUGAUUGUCUGUUUUAUCUUGGAAUAAAAAGUUGCCCUGAUAUUUCGGCACCAUUCUCUGAU